AUACACAGUCAAAACUCGUAACAAAAGGACACUGGACACUGCUUUGUUUUUGUUUCUGUACGUACGUACAUACAUACAGAAGCCUAGUUCCUAUCAGAUGCGAGAGAGACUAAACUCUGAGUUGGGUCUCUGUUUUUGUAAGUGAAUUUUUGGUUUCCCUUUUUCAUGUGGGCAUUGUCAGCUAAAAGCAAAAUCCUGAGAGACUCUGAGAGAGUGGGAGGAGGAGGAGGAGGAGAGAGGGAGAGGGUAUUGGAAAGACUUGAUUUUUUAUCCUUUCGGUUAGAGUAUUCUUCAAAACCCAGCCUUUCCAGCAAUAUACAGUUGCUGUCUACCCUUUUUUUCUCCAUCAUCUCCAUUGGUACUAUUAUGAGUUUGUCAACAUCUUGAGUUCCCCCAAAUUUGUCUUCAAUUUAGAUGUACACCCUCUUCUGCUUUCCAUGAACGUUUUGGUUCAUGGCUUAUUGGCUUGUGUAGAGAUGCAUCAAAGAGCCCAUACACAGAUCAAAUCAGGGCUUGAGAAGCAGACUUGGGAGCAUUUCUGACACGGCUUUUCUUUCCUCGAAUAAGUUUGAGCUAUUGUUUUUUUUGGGGUCUGCAAAAGUGAGUGACAACUACUUGUCAAAACAACCGGGAAGCAAGUUUAAGAUUAGUAAUGCAAGUUCUUGGUGUGAAGAUGAGAGAUUUCCCAUCUUGUUUCGGUGAAAAUGGGGUUCAAGUUGCUGAUUCUUCCUCGUCAAGCGCCAGCAGGGCUGCCCAGAAUUUAGUUACUUGUGUCUAUCAAUGCCGUUUACGUGGCCGGUCUUGCUUGAUUACUGUCACGUGGAGUAAGAACCUGAUGGGUCAAGGCCUUGGAAUUGGGAUCGACGAUUCAUCUAAUCAGUGUCUCUGUAAGGUUGAUAUUAAACCCUGGCUGUUCUCCAAGAGGAGAGGGUCGAAGAGUUUAGAAGCAUAUUCUUGUAAAAUCGAUAUAUAUUGGGACCUUUCUGCGGCUAAAUUCGGUCCCGGGCCUGAGCCGUUGGAGGGAUUUUAUGUUGCAGUUGUUGUUGAUCGGAAAAUGGUUCUGAUUAUGGGGGAUUUGAGAAAAGAAGCUUUCAAGAAAACUAAUGCCAACCCUGUAAAUUCUAAUGCUGUUUGCAUUGCCAAGAGAGAGCAUAUUUUUGGCAAGAAAGUGUUUAGUACCAAGGCUCAAUUUUGUGACAAUGGUCAAAUUCAUGAUCUUGUGAUAGAAUGUGACACCAUCAGCGUUGAGGAUCCAUGCUUGGUGAUCCGCAUAGAUAGCAAGCCUGUAAUGCAGGUGAAGCGGCUUCAAUGGAAGUUCCGGGGGAAUCUUCCCAUCUUGGUUGAUGGGCUUGCGGUAGAAGUUUUCUGGGAUGUUCAUAAUUGGCUCUUCGGCGCAUCACUUGGAAGUGCUGUUUUUAUGUUCAGAACAUGCCUAUCAGCUGAGAAGCUGUGGGCUAGCCAACCACUUUCCAAUCCAAAUCCAUUUCCGUGGUCGUUCUCGCAAGGAUUUUCAGACUCCAAAACACAAUGUCUUGGCUUCUCACUGAUUUUGUAUGCUUGGAAGAAUGAAUAGAGAGAUUUGAUAAACUAUUCAUGGAGUGCUAACAAAAGCUUUUAGCGAGUGUUGAUUUUUAUCAACUCUGUGAUCAUAUUACACUGAAUUUUAUUAAAUGAUCCGUUUGUUUUCUUCUUA
Messenger RNA from Juglans microcarpa x Juglans regia, 1693 nucleotides. RefSeq lists its product as uncharacterized. The transcript has 3 exons. Lineage: Eukaryota; Viridiplantae; Streptophyta; Magnoliopsida; Fagales; Juglandaceae. Bases 653 to 1573 code for a protein of 306 amino acids. The record is from RefSeq and is a predicted model, not a curated record.